GAUCCGGAGUGUGAGCAUCAGCAGUUGGUUUUGUUUCCAAAAUGACCAGGCUGCAGGUGCUGAACGCGUACCUGACGGAGCGGCUGGCGACGGUGGUGAAGGAGAUCCUGGACGUGGUAGAGGACACGGUGACGGAGUACCGGGAGGAGACGGCCAGGACGCGGCGGGAGAACGAGAGCUUGAGGCGGCAGCUGCGGGACAUCCUGCUGCUGGAGGCCGACACCGACUGGCUGGGGUCCACCAGGUCCAGUCUUGGCUUUUUGGCUCCUGAGCAGCUGCCCAGGGAUCAAGAUGUCGGGCCCCAUCCGCAGGAGCCGGACUCCACCCUUAACCAGUUCAGGCAACCGUCAGUUAAAUCAGCUGUGCACAAACAGGAGGAGGUUGUGCGUGUUCAGUUGCUUUCAGUCCAGAGUGAGACGCCACCUGCACAACAGCGCCCCCUGGCAACAAGAGAACAAAGCGAGAAGCAGCCUGCAGAGCCUUGGGAUUCAGUAGUUAAGCCGAGCGAUCAGCCUCAGCAGGAGACAUUUGGGAAAACUUCGCCUCUUCCAUCUCAUGAUCUCCUGAUUGCUCCAUCUGGUCUGAACAUCCACCCUGACCUUCCGUUAUGUGGAGAGGAACCGCUGCCUCCCAGUUCUGCAUUAGUCAAAACUGAACCUGAGGAAUUCAAAGUGACUGAAAGUGAAGCUUACGUGGACUCUGUGGCGGCGCCCGGUCACACUCGUGUCACGCCGGACGAGUCGAGGUUCAGAAAUGCAAGUGAUUCAGAGAAGACGGGUGGAGAUCAGCGUGACGGUCAUCGAAACACGAGCCGAUCUCAAGACGAGGUGCAGUUUGGUGUUCCGGCUGAUGAUGCUCUAGAUGACAUCACACUCCGACCCGCUGGUCACCUGCAGGAUGUUGUCCAUCGCUGUCCUCGCUGCAGGGAGGUGUUCAGCCAAGCCAGCAGUCUCCGUCUCCACCUCGAGCAGAAACGUAAGAUCUAUGCCUGCGACUGGUGCUGCAAAUCCUUUGCCCAGUCAGCUGACCUGCGGCGCCACCUCCGCACGCACACGGGCGAGAGACCCCACCGCUGCACCUACUGCUCCAAGAGCUUCAGCCAGAGAGGAAACCUACGGCGACACCUCCGCAUCCACACGGGCGAGAGGCCGUACAGCUGCCCGUUUUGCUGCCGGACGUUUAGCGAUGGCGACACCAUGAAAAAACACAAACGGACUCAUUCAGGAGAGAAACCAUACCGCUGUGCUCAGUGCUCCAAGACAUUCAGCAGCGCCAGCGGAUUACAAAUCCAUUUAAAGAAAGACAUGUGCUUUGUGUCCGCUUUGUGAUUGGUCAGUUAUGGAGAAUCACAUCGACACUUUGAAACUUUUAUUUUUUAAAUGAUGCAAGUCAGGGGGUGCUGUU
This is a messenger RNA of Thalassophryne amazonica, 1404 nucleotides long. RefSeq names its product zinc finger protein 358-like. Gene Ontology annotation, biological process: central nervous system development; regulation of transcription by RNA polymerase II. The transcript has 3 exons. Bases 42 to 1328 code for a protein of 428 amino acids. Gene Ontology annotation, molecular function: DNA-binding transcription factor activity, RNA polymerase II-specific; RNA polymerase II cis-regulatory region sequence-specific DNA binding. The record is from RefSeq and is a predicted model, not a curated record. Lineage: Eukaryota; Metazoa; Chordata; Actinopteri; Batrachoidiformes; Batrachoididae. Gene Ontology annotation, cellular component: nucleus.